Molecule: messenger RNA, 3434 nt
Organism: Rhipicephalus microplus (southern cattle tick)
Lineage: Eukaryota; Metazoa; Arthropoda; Arachnida; Ixodida; Ixodidae
Product: CDK5 regulatory subunit-associated protein 3
Biological process (GO): regulation of mitotic cell cycle
Cellular component (GO): endomembrane system
Source: RefSeq, a predicted model, not a curated record
CAGACUCACGGCCGAUGUGUUUGCGUGUUCGUUGACGUGCGAAAGUGAAAUCGUGUCAUAUGCUACAGAUUAUCCACGUCAAACAAUCGCACAACCAUGCAGGACGAGGUCUUGCUGCCGAUUGAUAUCCAAACCAACAAGUUGCUGGAUUGGCUGAUAAGCAGACGACACUGUAACAAGGAUUGGCAAGCGAAAGCAUUGGUUGUGCGCGAGAAGAUCAAUGGUGCCAUCCAGGACAUGCCGGAGGUGGAGGAAAUCACUAAUCUGCUCGCGGGAACGUACAUCCACUACUUCCACUGCCAGAGGAUAGUGGAAAUCUUGAAGGACACAGAGGCCAGCACGAAGAACCUGUUUGGCCGAUACUCGUCACAGCGGAUGAAGGACUGGCAGGAGAUUAUUCGCCUCUACGAAAAAGACAGUGUUUACCUUGCGGAGGCUGCUCAGAUGAUCAUACGCACUGUCAACUAUGAAGUACCAGCAUUGAAGCGUCAGAUUGCAAAAUGUCAGCAAAUCCAAGAGGAAGCAGUCAAGAAAGAGGCCGAUUAUGCCAAGCAUGCCCAAGACCUGAGGGACAGGUACCAACAAGAAUGCAAGCAGUUGGGCAUAAAGGGCGAGUGCAUCAAAAAGGAGCUUCUCUCUCUUCUGGACGAGUUGCCUGGCCUCUUCGAAAGCGCCGUCAAGGAACUGCACAAGGCUCAGCCGGCCAUUGACCUGUACAGGCUGUUCCUGGGCUUCACAGUGCCAUCAAGCAAAGCAGAAGGCAGCAGCAAGGCAGUGCCGCUGAUGCAAUUCCUUAUCACUCAUGGCAAUGUUACAACGUAUCAGUGGCGGCAUGGGGAGCCGCCGGAGGUGGUUGAGGAAACGCUGCCCGUGUUACCAGUGGACAUCGAUAAUGGCAACAGCGAUGAUCAGAUCGAUUUUGGUGACCUCGAUCUUGGGACUGCUGCCACAGACUCCACUGCCACGUCCCCAAAUGGAGAUUUCGUGCAUGUAGGCUUUGGCGAGGGCGAAGAGGCAAUCGAAGUAGUUGGAGGGGAUGCCAUCUCUUGGGACAUUAGUGUCGAAGCAGACGGCACUGCGGGAGAUGGCACUGCUGAGAAGAUCCUUGAGGGUCAGUCGAGUCAUCAUGCGGGUGCCAAAGUGGCCAGAGGUGCAGAUGCCCUGUCGCUGCUUCACAAUCCGGAGACUAGGACGCAGUUCUUCAACGAGCUUGAGGAGCUGGAGUGCUUCCUGGCCCAGUGGCUGAGUGAGAUGCAGCUCGACGGAGACGCACUCUCGGCCAGCGUGCUGCAACAGGCCCCUGCCGAGGUGCAGCUGCAGACGCGCGAGUCGGUGCUGGCACACCUGGGCACUGUGCGGUCGUGCCUGUCUUCUCUGAGGACGGUGCGCAUGCAGCACCUGUACCAACUGCACAGCUCGCCCAAGUAUGUCGACCGCUUGGUGGAGACGCUGCAGCAGAAGCUGUACUUGGCCGACAAGAACUUGCAGUCUCGAGAAGCAGUGGCCACUCGACGCCAGGAGGCACUCGACGAGCAGCGGCAGCUGCAGCCAAAGCUGGAGCUCAUCUUGGCCAAGAUCAGGCAGCUACAAAAACAGGUGCAAGACGAUAUCUCGAAGAGGUAUAAGGGGCGACCUGUCAACAUAAUGGGAGGAAUCAAUGUGAUGUGACGACUUGUGUUCUAGCAAGACCUGUUAGUGGACGGGCCGAAUGGCCUCUGACCACUGCAAGUGAACCGCACCGUUGCCCAAUGGCUUGCUUGGUCACAACCACUGACCCCUGGGCAUGUUGGGCUUCUUGUUGGCUCUCCAGGCACUUGUGAAGGUCGGAGAUAGUAAAAGACACAGGUGUAAACAAAUUGUACACCCUUUGGGGUGUGCACUAGCAGUGUGCGAUAUCAUGAUUCGCCUAAAAGCAUGGUAUGUGCCCAAAAGGUGUAUACUUUCUGCAUGCCCUCCAAAAGGUAUAGUGUUUCCAUGUGUACACCAGUCGUUAAAUGAAGUGUUCAUUGUAUUCUCUGACUUCCUUGUUUGAGUAAUCAAGGGAUGCUGAACUAUGCAUACUGUCCCUGUCAAGAGACAAAAGUUUGGUGAUGAGGGCUGUGGUAAGGCAAAAACUACUCUUCAAAGGGUGUGUUCUCCUACAGGGUGGAGUACCAGAACAUCAUGGACAUGAUUGGGCUGUUCCUAAAGCAGCUGGUGCCACGUUUAGGCUGUUGUGGGGCAGCACGAGAUUCCCAAUAACUAUAGCUGUUUUACAACAAAUGUCAUCAUGUCCAAAAUGUGUUUUGCUGCAUAUAAUUAUGAACUUAUAUUCACAUGAGACGUAUUCUGGUUUUGAUCAUUGCGUGGUCAUGAUGCAGCAUGAAACGAUUACAUAGUCAUUGUGUGGCAGAAUGCAAAAUCAUUAGCUCGAGCAGGCAUCUCAUGGUUUCUUCUUUAAUGGUUGUUAUUGUUGUUGACAUUUGUACGUGUGACUUGUUUCUACAAAUAUUUUACUUCUAUUUACACUGGCUUUUUCAUACUAAUAUGUUGAGAAUAAAUAUGUCACUGUAUUUACCGUGCACUGACAUGUUUGCUGGGGUGAGUGAAAUAAGUGGUUGCAGUGUGCAUAAGCUUCAUUUUUUAAGAGUGACUGCAUUUAAAAAGUCUUGUGUGCAAUUGCCUAUGCAAUGUAAUAAUGAAGGAGUUGACAGUCAUUUUAAAGUCUGGGCUAUGUGCAUCAAUUUGUUCUGUAGUUUGUCUUCACAAGUUGAUGUUGGCAUGUCCUGAUGAGUGCAAGCACAUCUUUUACUGUUGUAAACACUAGUUGCAGAAACUAUAUUACCAUGCUCCAAUAGAAGCAUGCCUCGUAUGCCUUAUUUAGAGUCGAAAGGCAAAUCCCUGAAGAAUGACUGAAAUCAUAUUCAUGUGCCCAUUGCUACAUGAACAACUUAGUGAAAGAUUCAAAGUUUGCACUGUCUAUAUAACAUAACAGUCGGACUGUUGCUUUUGACGCAGGAUUUCAGAUAUUUUUUGUUUUAUGAUGGAACUUCAGCUUUUGAAUUUGCUUGAAAUAAAGCUGCAAAAGUCAUCUUGUAAAUAUACCUGAAAUAGACGACUGUACAUGAGCACAGUUGUUAAGCCUCCAAAAAAGUUUGCUAUUUGUUGCAAAAUUGAACCUACCUUAUAAUAUUAAUCGAUUAAUAACAGCAUAUCAUGUAAUGCGUCUGGAUAUCUCAAAGAGGCUGUCUUACUUCAACAUUGUCAAAAAAAAAAAAACAGCGUUGCUUUGUAAAUGAAUCGAUGCUUUUACAAUGUAACAAAGUGUGUACAUCACAUAUUGGGGAUGAUUUCUUGCUAAAGCAAACAUGAGAGGAUUUUGUAAUAUUUUGUUGCUAUUGUUAGGUGCCCUUUCUCACUGAUAACGGUCAAUAAAAAGGAGCCUACAUUCAUUA